Dentiscutata erythropus is the source of this 732-nucleotide messenger RNA. Lineage: Eukaryota; Fungi; Glomeromycota; Glomeromycetes; Diversisporales; Gigasporaceae. The record is from the annotation of a GenBank genome assembly.
AUGUCCGAAUCAAUAUUCCAGUUUCACGAAAAUAAUAUGUAUACAGCCGAAAAAAUGAAGGCUCACAUUGAAUUUGAAGACGAAUUUGAAAAAAUUCAGAGUAGGCAUGGUGACGAAUAUAAAGAGCUCGAGAAUAAAUACGAUUAUGAACGUAAAGAACUUAAGCGAAGAUAUGAUAAUGAACGUGAAAAACUUAAGAAUAGACACUAUCAGGAAAUUAAAAAACUUAUCAGUAAUCGUUUGCGUCGUCAAAAUAGACAGUCUUCUAGAAGACAAGGUACAAAAAGAUUAGUAUCUCGCCCAAGCAAAUAUCCUACUCCUUCCAAUCCCUCGGGGAAACAAAAGGAUAUAAAUUUAUCUCCAACUACUAAACAACCUAGUCAGCACUUAUCUUAUAAUACUUGCACUCCUUCCGGCCCUUCAAGAAAACCAACUAAUGAAUCACCGAGUCAGCAUUUAUCUUGCUAUAGUUCUUCUGAAACUAACCUCAACCUAGAAGAAUGGCCCAACGAUGGUUCUUAUGAUUGUACACUCAGCACACGUGAUCCUCCAGUCUUUAACGAAAUGAGAUAUCCAGGCAAUUCACCGUUCGGUUACUUAAUUCACACAUAUAAUCAUGAAAAUUCCACACUAAUUAGAGAUGACCAAAAGAAUAUUACAAGAAGUCAGUAUAGUAAUAUCGAUAUGACCAACGCAAAUGAUGGAUCCUAUUUAGAUCGCAUGGGCAACUAA